CGGAGCUCAGGUUAAUGUUGAACAAGAAAACCAGUUUGUUCGUGUAGUUUUGAUUAAUGCGAUGGCGAAAAUGUAGAUAAUCAACAUGCAGCUUGCGCACCCUUGAACCCUGCGUGUGUAAAUCGUCCACAUUUCUGCGAAAUCAUUCGCUGUCAACAAUAGUGCCACGGAUGCUCUCGCGUGCUGCACCCAAAGCCAAGUUUCGUGUCGGUAUAUAUGAAUAUAAUCUCAAGGCUUUUAUAUCGUUAUUUUGCAUCAUAUAGAUGUGAAUAUUUUGACGUGAACUGUAACUGCAUCUUUUGCGUUAGGAACGUCCUGCUGGGGAUGAAUGAACAAGGAAGAUUAAUCGAGGUCAGUUCAAAGGGAAUAACAAAGAGAACCCGAUCUGCAGUCUCGCGAGCAACCAUUAGCGGAAGCGGCACGUUGUUGCGUUUGACAUUUGAACUUCGCAGUAUCGCUCGAGACGGUUUGAAGCGGAGUCACUGGAAACCAGCCUUUACCUAUUUGGCGAAUUUAGUCGAAAUUUUACUGGCUAAAAAUACAGUUAUUUCAGUAACAAUUCAGUUAAGGGAGAGGCUUUGAAUUUACUAGUCGUGUCGCGCCUCUUAAACGUUAUUUCAAAAACCCAGCUCGCGCUUCGGGGAAUUACCGGUUAAACCUGGAGCUGGCCACCGAUAACUGAGAAUGACGACGACUCGUAACGUUGCGCAAGGUUAAGCCUUGUGCCCUGGUACGACCUUGGGAUUGAAAGUGAUCAUUACAUUUAUCAGCAGGCCACUGCCCUGCCCACUCAGGUCGCCCCCUAUGUGGAUUGAAUGCACCCCUCAGUUCCCUACAGGAUGGAUGAGCUGGAUGUGAGGGCUCCUGAUUAUUAUCGUCAUCAACAUAUUCUGAUCUGUGCAUGGAUACUGCGUUACUUUUAUCACAGAGCACUCCCUGUGCUUCACUCCAUCACUUUAGUUUGCAAAAGUAUUGACUUUAUCUGAACUGCUGUUUUGAGAGGAGGGAGUCUUAGUAAAUCACUUCUGGGACUAAAGCAAUCUCAUCUCAAUAUUAUAUAUCAAUACCUCCUUUGGUUGCAUGGAUAGGAUAUAAGGUUUGACCCAACUGCUCACUCCACUGGGUAAAGAAAUGUCUGAAAAUCUCAACAAGAUGGUCAAUUUCCUUUCCCCCCCUUCGAAGAAUGUCAAUGGAUCCAGCUCAGACUCACUGGUGGGCGAGCGUCUAGGUGUUGAUGUCCGGCGUCGUCACCACACCAUGGAGCGAGAUCUGUUGAAGGGAGAGCACCGGUUCUUCCGUCGCAGUGUCAUCAACGACUCUAAUGCCACGGCUUUGGAGCUGCCUAGCAAGAAUUGUAUUCUAGCCACCUCAACAGACUGCCCUGCUCCUGUUUGUGAAUGUCCUGUCCUAGAAACCAAAGCUGCAUCACCAGCUGCAUCACCAGCCACACUUCCUGUUGCAUUGGUAAAGAAGAACAUUGAUGGAGCAAAAGAUGGUUCCAGUGUAGAGGUAGCCAUAGAAUCGAAGCCAGUGGUGAUUAGUUGCGAUGGAGAAGUCCGGCAACUUCUUUCCACAGAACCACCCUGUUUAGCUGCAGAGCUUAAGUCUGGAGAUGAUAUUGACCAGAAACGAGAGGGUGAGAAAGUGGAAGAUGAAGACAAAGAGAAGGCACGAGCAGAGGCAGAGAAGAAAGAGCAAGAGGACAUUGAGGAAGUUGAGACGCAGGCAGUCGGGACAUCACCGGAUGGGCGCUUUUUAAAGUUUGACAUAGAAAUUGGACGUGGCUCUUUUAAGACGGUCUACAAGGGUCUGGACACUGAAACCACUGUGGAGGUAGCAUGGUGUGAGUUGCAGGAUCGCAAGUUAUCGAAAUCAGAGCGCCAGCGUUUUAAAGAGGAAGCUGGAAUGCUGAAGGGUCUUCAACAUCCCAAUAUAGUCCGCUUCUAUGACUCCUGGGAGUCUUCAAUGAAAGGGAGGAAGUGUAUUGUCCUUGUGACUGAACUCAUGACAUCUGGGACUCUCAAGACGUAUCUGAAAAGGUUUAAGGAGAUGAAGAUCAAAGUGCUUCGCAGUUGGUGCCGGCAAAUCCUGAAGGGUUUGCACUUCCUCCAUACAAGGUCGCCUCCCAUCAUCCACCGAGACCUCAAGUGUGACAACAUUUUUAUCACUGGCCCUACCGGAUCAGUUAAGAUUGGAGACUUGGGCCUGGCUACACUAAAGAGGACCUCCUUUGCCAAGAGUGUCAUAGGUACCCCUGAGUUCAUGGCGCCUGAGAUGUAUGAGGAGAAGUAUGACGAGUCGGUCGAUGUGUAUGCCUUUGGGAUGUGUAUGCUGGAGAUGGCUACUUCUGAGUACCCUUACUCCGAGUGUCAGAAUGCGGCUCAGAUCUAUCGCAGAGUUACCAGUGGGGUGAAGCCUGGCAGUUUCGACAAGGUGGCUAUUCCUGAAGUGAAGGAGAUCAUUGAGGGCUGUAUACGUCAGAAUAAAGAUGAGAGGUAUUGCAUCAAAGACCUCCUGAGCCAUGUAUUUUUCCAGGAGGAGACUGGGGUUCGUGUAGAAUUGGCAGAGGAGGAUGAUGGAGAGCUGGUGGCCAUUAAGCUGUUGCUGCGCAUUGAAGAUGUAAAGAAGCUUAAAGGAAAAUACAAGGAAAAUGAAGCCAUUGAGUUUUCCUUUGACUUGAGCAAAGACGUCCCAGAUGAUGUUGCCCAAGAAAUGGUUGAUUCAUGCUAUAUUUGCGAGGGUGAUCAUAAAACCAUCGCAAAGGCCAUAAAGGACAGAGUGUCCCUGAUUUGCCGUAAAAGAGAGCAGAGAAAACUGGUAAGAGAGCAACAGGAAAAGAGGAAGAUGGAGCAGGAGAGGGGACUCCAGACUCUGAGUGAAACCCCACUGCCUGGAUCACUUGUUCACACGACUGCUGUGCCUCCUGGUCCCGCUCUGGCUCCAGUCAUCAUGGAGUCCGAGGAAUCGGAGGCUGAUCAGCACCAGAAGCUGCAACAGCCUGGAGCUUCUGUUUCCACUGUGGGUUUUGAGGACCCUCAAGGUUCAGGGAUUGUCCCUGAGUCUCAGCUUGUUCAGGCAGGCGUGUCUUUCAGCUCUGUACAACCUGAUCCGCAGACACAGCUGCCUCCACAGCACACCAUGACCCUUCCACAAAGCAUGUCACAGCCCCAAGCACAGGUCCCUCUGCAGGCUAGCAGUACUUUGACAGUGGGCUCCAUGCCUCAGACCGGAGCUGCGGCCCCAUCACAGGUGAUGGGCCAGCCACCCUCUCUGCCCCCUGCUGUUCAGCCUAACGUCCCCCUGCAGUACCAUCAACCACCUCAGGAUGGCAGCAUUCCACCUCAAACACUGCAAGGGCCACAUGUCUUGCAGGCACCUCUAGGCAUAUCCCAACUGCAGCCCCCAGAGCAGACACAACCUCUGGUUCCAACGUCCACAGAGAGUGGUCACUCAGAUGCUGCAUCUGGUCUAAGUGAUGGAAACGAGGGCAGGCAUGAGGGGCGUUCCAUGAAACGACCCCAACAGCGGUCUGUGCGCAGCUGUUCACGCCACGAAAAGAUGGUCAAGGCCAAGCUCAUGGUGCUCAAUAUUUCUAAUAUUGGUGACAGGGUGGCUGAAUGUCAGCUGGAAACUCACAACAGGAAGAUGGUCACUUUCAAGUUUGAUUUGGAUGGAGAUAAUCCAGUAGAAAUAGCUGAAAUAAUGGUCAAAAGUGAUUUCAUCCUGGAGAGUGAGCGGGAGUCUUUUAUAAAACAGGUUCAAGAGGUCAUUCAAAUGGCAGAUCAGAAAGGGAAAGCUCCAAAGAAUAGCCAUCAGGUGAACAAUAAUUUGGGCCAGCAAAUACCUGAAAAUUCAACACCCAUUGUGCCUGGUGUGCCGCCUAGCAUGGCAGCACAAGUUGUACAUUCAGCAGGCCGGCGCUUCAUAGUUAGCCCAGUGCCUGAAGCACGACUUCGGGAACCAUUCUUUGGGCCUCCUUCUGCCAACACAUCAUUUGAAGACUCUGCACCAGUUCCUUUGUCUGAUCCCACAUCAUACAGCAGUGUUCAGCAGAACCAAGCCAACUUGGCCCCUAGUUCUACCCAAAUUUCUGUGGUACCAGCCACACUUGGAGGCCUUGCCCAAGAGAGCUGUAAUCCUCCUACUUCUCAGUCUUUAUACCAGAGUCCUGUUUCAGCAGCCUCUUUGACUCUGGCAGCUAUCACCACUCAAGGUUCCACUCCUCCAGCUGUCAAUCAGCAAACCCAAACAGGGAGGAUGUCUCCCUCCCCAGCCCCAGCUGAGUUAACACCCCAGCGUCGAUUAUCCCUUCCCAGCUCGAUUGCACCUUACAAGAGUCCCCAAACAGUUGUGGGUCAGCAGGCUGAGAGCAAUAGCUUGAUAGUCCCAAUUGCUGGUGACCAAACUGUAGCCUCAAUCCAGCAGGUGCAAGUUGCCUCCUCCACUGUCCCCGCAGUGCAGCCACCUGUGAUGGGAGAGGGUGAAAGUGAUUCCCAAGGGAAGCCACCUGGUAUUGAGGACAUUCAUGCAUUGGACCAAAAGCUGCGUUCCCUUUUCAAGGACACCUCACAGAGCUCCUCCACAUAUCCUGAUGGAUCUGGAGAGACAGCUCCCACUUCUUCACCGCCCAAUACUAUCAGCGCAAAUGCUCCUGGCUUUGUCUCUGUGCCACCUUCUAGUUUGUCUCUCAGCUCAAGUGGGAACUUUGCACCUGGUGCUUUUGCUUCUGUUGGCCAGGCAGGAACUCCUACAAGCUAUGACCAGACACCAUCUUCAGAGCUUUCCCCACAAAGGCAACAGACCUCUGUGGCUGUAAAUCAACCAGACGGACAAAUGAAUGCUGAGGAAAAGCAGUCAGCGACAUCACCAGACAAAGGUUUCAGACUUGGACGAUUUCAGGUUUCGGUGGCCAGCGAUCAAGACACAGUCUGUGCUACUCCAGAUCCAGCAGUCGUAAACUCUUCUUCCUCCAUCACCCCCUCUUCAACAUCCUCAUCAUCCUCCUCCUCAACAUCAUCAAUCUCUAGCCCAGAGAACACUGUUCAUAAAUCUCAAACCCUGCCCAGGGCCAGCCCUAAUUCCAUCCCAACUACCACUACAGUCGGCCGCUUUCAGGUGACCUCUAGCACUGACAUUGAUGUGGGCCGCUUCACAGUGACUCCAGCAGAAGGGAGCAUAUCCUCUGUAAACUCUGCUGAUGUACUGGAAACCACUCAAGAGUCCAAGAUGACUCCUUCAAGCAUGUCUAUUACAAAUCACUACCUUAGCAGUGAUAAUGACUCUGAACCAGAGGAUGAGGGCUUGAAAACCGAGAUGAACAGGCUGAGGGAGAGGCAUAUGGCUGAGAUCCAGAAAUUACAGAAUAAACAGAAAAAAGAGAUUGAAGAACUGUUUAGAAGUCUGGGCAAAACCCCACCCCCUGUGGUGGUCCCUUCAACUGUAGCCAUAGCAGGAGGCAGGCGGAGACCCACUAAGAGCAAGGGGAAUAAAUCAAACCGUAGUGGCACUCAGGCCAGUUCUCUUCAACAAGGGAACAAACAAUCUGCACAGAGUGGUCAAAAUACAGUCAGCCCGUCAGCUGCUAGGAAGGUUUCAACGUCUCAAACCGUAUUAAGCUCAAAUGCUCAAACACAAGGAACCACAAGUCCAGAAAGUCCAGAUAGGGCAGAGAAUGGACAUAACCACGACCAGGACCAAGCACCUGCUACUAAUCUGCCACGCAAAGGCACAUUUACAGAUGACCUCCAUCAGUUGGUUGAUAACUGGGCCAGGGAUGCCAAGAACAAUAUGCCACAGAUUAAAAAAGGCUCCAAGAAGAACGCACAACCCCAUGACAUGAUGCAACGUAAAUACUCUUUGCCAGGUCAGCUCUGCUCCAUGGGUGGCCACAUGCCUGCCACCAUGAACCCCUCAACAGGACGCAAGGGUUCACUUUGUCUGAACAAUCCACAAUUUGGCUAUCCCUGCCAAUACAGCAUGCCACAGUGGACUCAGGUGGGCCCGCUGGCACCUGCAGCUCCCACUGCAGGGCUACAGCAGGGCUUCCUCAUACCCUCAGGAGCCCACAAUUCUGGAAACAGGACCACUCAGGCAAGCUGA
Messenger RNA from Xyrauchen texanus (razorback sucker), 6099 nucleotides. Its product is annotated as serine/threonine-protein kinase WNK1-like. The transcript is spliced from 24 exons. Gene Ontology annotation, cellular component: cytoplasm; cytosol. The record is from RefSeq and is a predicted model, not a curated record. Bases 1132 to 6099 code for a protein of 1655 amino acids. Gene Ontology annotation, biological process: positive regulation of sodium ion transmembrane transporter activity; negative regulation of sodium ion transport; monoatomic ion homeostasis. Lineage: Eukaryota; Metazoa; Chordata; Actinopteri; Cypriniformes; Catostomidae. Gene Ontology annotation, molecular function: potassium channel inhibitor activity; ATP binding; chloride channel inhibitor activity.